Messenger RNA from Parasteatoda tepidariorum (common house spider), 969 nucleotides. NCBI's taxonomy places the organism in Eukaryota, Metazoa, Arthropoda, Arachnida, Araneae, Theridiidae. The record is from RefSeq and is a predicted model, not a curated record.
AUGACUGAUGAUAUACGGUAUCAACAUCGCACACGUUGCAACGAUUUAACGAUAGUAUUCUGCGAUGCUAUGUACAAAGAAGCACUGAUUGCUAUUGAGGAUCUUAGCAUUAUUAUUGACAACUUGCCACUCAGUUAUUUCGGUAUGCCUUCUCCAAAUCGAAGUGCAUCUUAUUUAUUGAACAAUGACAUGAAUCGUGAACUUCAAUACAAUACGAUAGAAAUGGCAGUGAUUGUUACUCACAAUGUUCCACUAAUGAAUGAGGAACAAAGGAGCAUUUAUGACCGCAUUAUGCUCGCAAUUUCGGCAGGACAAGGUGGAUUUCUUUUGGAUGCACCAGGUGGAACUGGCAAAACAUUUAUUAUUUCGCUAAUUCUCGCUGAAAUACGAUCAAAUAAUGGCAUCGCGUUAGCCGUUUCAUCAUUUGGCAUUGCGGCAACUUUAUUGGAUGGAGGCAGAACAGCUCAUUCGGUAUUUAAGCUGCCAUUUAAUAUUCAAAGCAAUCCAGAAGCAGUGUGCAACAUAAAAAAGCAAUCGUCUAUGGGCACAGUGUUUCAACACUGUGAUUUCAGAGGAACACUUCCCGUCAUUCCGCGUUCAAUGUACGCUGAUGAGAUCAAUGCUUGCUUGAAAUCAUCUCCACUGUGGCGUAAUGUUGAAAAAGUUCAACUAAAAGUAAAUAUACGCGUCCAAAUGCUUCAAGAUCCAUCUGCUGAAACAUUCUCAAAACAAUUGUUAGACAUCGGUGAUGGAAAAGUUACUAAGGAUGAGAAUGGAUGCAUGAAAUUACCGGACGAUUUCUGCACAAUCAUUGAUUCACAAGAUGCUCUCAUUAACCUAAUAUUUCCCGAUGUACACACACAAUACAUUCAUCAUGAGUGGCUGGCAGAAAAGGCGAUUUUAGCUGCAAAAAAUGUGGACGUCAACGAAUUGAAUCUGAAGAUACAACAGUUAUUGCCAGACUCCUAA